GUAAUUACGUCGUACUCUGCUCGACGCGACGUGUCCCUGUUGUGUGGACUGGGAAGCCCCUAGCGCGGAGCUGCCAACGCCCGGCGCAGAGACACAAAUAGAGGAUACGAUCUUGAAUGAGUAGCAAAGACUGUAAAACACAGCUAUGCAGACCAUCAAGUGUGUUGUUGUCGGGGACGGUGCUGUGGGUAAAACCUGCCUGCUCAUCUCUUACACCACAAACAAGUUCCCCUCUGAAUAUGUACCAACGGUGUUUGAUAACUAUGCUGUAACUGUAAUGAUUGGAGGCGAGCCCUACACCCUGGGCUUGUUUGAUACAGCAGGUCAGGAAGAUUACGACAGGUUACGACCUCUGAGUUAUCCUCAGACAGAUGUGUUCCUCGUCUGUUUCUCUGUUGUGUCCCCCUCCUCCUUUGAAAACGUCAAAGAAAAGUGGGUUCCAGAGAUCACCCAUCACUGUCCAAAGACGCCCUUCCUGCUAGUUGGGACUCAGAUUGACUUACGGGAUGAUCCAUCCACUAUAGAGAAGCUCGCCAAGAACAAGCAGAAGCCUAUCACUCCGGAGACAGCCGAGAAGCUGGCAAGAGACCUCAAGGCUGUGAAAUAUGUGGAGUGCUCAGCCCUUACACAGAAAGGCCUAAAGAAUGUGUUUGAUGAGGCGAUAUUGGCUGCAUUGGAGCCCCCAGAGCCCAAGAAGAAACGCAAGUGUGUGCUGCUAUGAGAGGCUCCCACCUUUUUAAAGUGCACACAUGUACACACACGCAUAACACACACACCCAUCUUAAACACACACACAUACGCUCCCUUCCCUGACCCCCGUCCCCGUCUCGCUCCCCCCCCCCCCCCCAGCAAACCCCCUCUUCCCUCGCUCUGCUAAGGCUGGUUGACAACUAAGUCCUCGACAGCCGACUGAGUUUUAGAUUAAUUCUCUGCAAUAAUACGAAGCUUCAUCCCUGAUUUCCUAAUUCUGAGUUUGGGACAGAACCUGAACCGGACGACAGGCUGCUGGAGGGGGGGUCCGGGCGGGGGUCCCGCAAACCCAGCUUUACACACACACACAAGUAGAAGUACAAAACAACACGUCGAGCUUUCGGAUCAGUCCAGUUAGUGUUGUGGCCUUUAGACGCCCGGCCGUUCAGUCGUUCUCAGCCAAUCACGGAGACAAGCCCCGCCUCAGCCACUCCCAGCUGCCUGAUUGACAGCUGCUCACGCUGCUGGUCCUGACCCCCCUGCUCCCCCCCCCGCCCCCCUCCGUUGACGAGCACACUCAAUCCCUACAUUCUUUUCUCAGCGCUAGCAGAAGACAUGCUAACAGAGUAGUGUUUUGUUUUUGUUUGCCAACACCCCCUCCCCGUUUAUUCCCUCAAACACACAAGUCUGAGAUAUUUAUCCCACGCUCCAGGUAGACAGAACCACUAAAGAGACCGCAAGAAGGACCGUAAAAGGUAGUUCAGGUUGAAGUCCAGCCAUGGCGGCGGUGUCGACCGUUCAGAGCGGACUUGGAGCGUGGUCGUCACUUGAAGAGCUAAAGGCAUCCAGUAAUAAUAGGUCUGCUAGUGGACCGCAGGAAUUGGCCUUUUUAGAUGCAGGGAAACUUAAAACAGUGUUAGCAGAACAAGCGGUGUGUUGUUCACGCUUCGCCAGGGGACCAAGGGAGGGUAAAAAAAAGGCAGGAAAUACCGUUAGAGCGAACAGCGUCGUCACCUUUACGGCUGGAACGGGUACAGCAGAGACACCGAACACGCGCCGGCAAACGCAGGCAGCCAUGUUUUAGAGUUUCGAGAUUCGAAGCAUGAAUUUCCACCAGAAUUCUGUGCCAGGUCAGAAUUUGGUGCCUUCCUUUUUCGUAUGGCUGUGCGUCAAAGGGCUGUCUGAUCCGUCGUACCCGUCGAGCCGGUACGGUGCCGAGCGACGCCGAGCCCUGGCCUCUGUUCUAAAGGAUAGGUCUAACAGAUGUAAUUAUAAUGUAAGCUGACACACAAUGUCGACGUAGGCUCCAAGUGUUUUUACCAAAAUCUUUUUUUCUUCAUUUUUUUGUUUGUGCUGUUUUUUUUUUUUAUUUUAUACAUAUAAAUAUAUAUAUAUAAAUAUAUUAAAAAAAAAAAGGUUUCUUUCACUCCUUUUACAUUUAGGGGUCGGAACUCAUCUGAACUCUUACCUGCCAGUUUAUACCAAGAUAACCUCUGAUUGGUUUAGGCAAAUAAAAAACCUCCAAUGGCAGAGAGACUGUUUGGUUAAGAUUAUUUGUGAUCAGUUGGUUCUUGUUUUUCUUUACUGGUGGCUUUGAGUUGGGUUGACAUCCAGCCCAAGUCAAUAUAAUUAUUAUAACCUGUUGUUGUUUUUGGUGCAAAACCAAAUGCUUUGUCUAAGGUCUUUGUUCUUUGUAUAUGCAUUCUUUUCAAAAAUAUUAAACUUAUACCUUAAUUGCCUUUA
Messenger RNA from Sphaeramia orbicularis (orbiculate cardinalfish), 2433 nucleotides. It is a transcript of the gene cdc42, whose product is annotated as cell division cycle 42. The transcript is spliced from 6 exons. Gene Ontology annotation, molecular function: GTPase activity; GTP binding. Bases 146 to 721 code for a protein of 191 amino acids. The record is from RefSeq and is a predicted model, not a curated record. Lineage: Eukaryota; Metazoa; Chordata; Actinopteri; Kurtiformes; Apogonidae. Gene Ontology annotation, biological process: small GTPase-mediated signal transduction.